AUGCCCCAACCGCUCAAACUACUCCACCUCCCUACACUGGUUCUUCGAAAUGUGCUCCAGAUUCUUAAUCCAAUUGAGUUAUUCGAGUUAUCCCAAUGCUCCCGAAGAGCCCUUUCGAUAAUCCCGCUUUCCGAUAGCAAAAAAUUCAAGCUUUGCAUGAACAAUAAUUAUAGCUCCAUUCUUGUCAAUGACCACGCUUUUCGUGUUCGUAGAAAUUACCAAUGGGCAUAUAUUUUGCAUGGAACCCGUACUUUUAAGGGGUCAGCAGUAAAAGUUUCCUAUCAUUCAGAGCAGGAGCUUGGUAGUUUUUGGGAUGAUCGAAUUGCCGGAUUGAAAGCAGUUCUCUUUCAUCUCUCAAACAUUUUCCAUUGUCCUAUUGAUUGCACGAGGCUUCCACCAGGGCUUCGCGAGUCGAUUAUCGAUUUUAUAAGCGGUCGACAGACCGAAAUCAAAGAACUAGAUGUUGGUGGACGGAACCUUAUUGAAGAACAUAGGACUAAUAUAUUUGAUAAAAUAAGAGCCAACUCAAAAUCUAUGAUCAUCUUCUUCUCGUACUGGGUCACUAUGGAACACUUGAAUUUAAUGAAGAACUGUACUGUAAUUACGCUCUUCCAAACUACAUUAACUGAUAACGAUAUGACGGAGUUUCUGAAGAGUUGGCAACGUGGAGAGUUCCCGAAUCUUGAGUACUUCUAUAUCAGAAGUAAACAACUCAACAAAAACUUCACAGCGUUCGGGUUGCCCGCCCUAAGAAAUACUGUCGAUCCACAGAAGUAUGCAAAGACCAUCCUUGGUUCCGAAAGAGAGAUUUAUGGAGGAGUUGAUGUUCAAAGAGAUGAUGGAGUGGUUGCAAAAAUUUGUUUCAACAAUGAAAAUGGAGAUUUGCAAAUUCUGGUCUUGUAA
This is a messenger RNA of Caenorhabditis remanei, 903 nucleotides long. RefSeq lists its product as uncharacterized. The transcript has 3 exons. Bases 1 to 903 code for a protein of 300 amino acids. Gene Ontology annotation, biological process: embryo development. Gene Ontology annotation, molecular function: protein binding. The record is from RefSeq and is a predicted model, not a curated record. Lineage: Eukaryota; Metazoa; Nematoda; Chromadorea; Rhabditida; Rhabditidae.